AUGACUGCCUCGAACCGCAUCGAAAAGGUGGCCAUCGUAGGUGCUUCCGGGCACAGUGGCAGCUUCAUGACCAACGCCCUGCUCGAGACUGGCAGACACCAAGUCACGGCACUCACCCGAGUUGACAGCGAGAGCAAAUUCCCCGAUGGCGUGGUGAUCAAGAAGAUCGACUACAGCCGGCCCGAGACCCUUGUGGACGCGCUUAGAGGCCAGGACGCCCUGGUCAUUACCCUGAGCGGCCACACGCCCAAGGGGACCGAGCUGCAGCUCGUCAAUGCCGCAGGAGAGGCCGGCGUACCCUGGAUUCUACCCAAUGAGUGGUCUCCAGACACAGCCAACGAGGCGCUGGUCAAGGAUGUCUUUGUCUUUGAGUUCAAAGUGGCCACGCGCAAAGCCAUUACAGAGCUAGGCAAGAGUUCUUUUAUAUCCGUCUCAACUGGCUUCUGGUACGAGUGGUCACUGGCCAUCAAGCCCGCAUACGGCUUCGACUUUGACAGCAGAACCGUGACCUUUUUCGAUGACGGCGAGACCAAAAUCUGCACAACGACGUGGCCCCAUCUGGGACGUGCCGUCGCUGCUCUGCUGAGCCUACCCAUUCAGGCCGAAGGGGGUGACGACAAGGCAUGUCUGGACGCCUUGAGAAACCAGGUCGUCUAUGUCAACUCGUUCAACGUCAGUCAGAGGGACAUGCUCGAGUCAGCUCUUAGGGUGACUGGCACUCGGGAGAGCGACUGGACAAUCACAAGAGUGUCUGCUGAGCAACGAUACGCCGAUGGUGUCAGGGAAAUCAAAGAGGGUGUCCGCGUGGGGUUUGCCAAAAUGAUGUAUACUAGGGUAUUCUUUGCUGAUGGUUGUGGCGAUUUUGAGACGAAGGGCACCAUCAAUGGCGUGUUGGGUUUACCAAAGGAAGACAUGGACACGGCUACCAGAGCCGCUAUUGAGCGGUCAAAAGGUCCUGUAUGGGUGUAG
Molecule: messenger RNA, 969 nt
Organism: Pestalotiopsis fici W106-1
Lineage: Eukaryota; Fungi; Ascomycota; Sordariomycetes; Amphisphaeriales; Sporocadaceae
Exons: 3
Coding region: 1-969 (322 amino acids)
Molecular function (GO): oxidoreductase activity
Source: RefSeq, a predicted model, not a curated record